Messenger RNA from Diuraphis noxia (Russian wheat aphid), 5510 nucleotides. RefSeq lists its product as uncharacterized. Gene Ontology annotation, biological process: protein processing. Gene Ontology annotation, molecular function: serine-type endopeptidase activity. The record is from RefSeq and is a predicted model, not a curated record. NCBI's taxonomy places the organism in Eukaryota, Metazoa, Arthropoda, Insecta, Hemiptera, Aphididae. Gene Ontology annotation, cellular component: trans-Golgi network; Golgi membrane.
AACGAUGGCGUCGAACGCUCAUCGCCACCGCCGCCGUCUUGAUCCGGUUGGUACGACGGUCGUGAUGUUGAUGUUGCUUCCGGUGUGGCUUGCCGCCGCAGUUGCCACUGAAAUCGCCGGGGCCGCACAUUAUACCAACCAGUUUGCCGUCCGGGUGGCAGGUAUUGGCGGUGAUCACGGACAGCAGGCGGACAGAGUGGCCAGGAAACACGGAUUCCUCAACCGUGGACAGAUUGGAAGCCUCAAUGAAUUUUAUUUGUUUGAACAUCAACACGUACACAAAAGAUCAAUUUACGUUGAUGAAAAGUACCAUUCUCGUCUAAAACUUGACCCACAGAUCUUAUGGUCACAACAACAGUAUGAGCUCAAAAGAUUUAAAAGAGAUUUUGUGCCAACUCGAAAUGUUACAAAACACAUUAGUUCAAAACAAACACUACGGUUCCCUGAUCCAUUAUUUGUUGAUCAAUGGUACUUGAAUGGAGGCGCCAAAGGAGGAUUUGAUAUGAAUAUAGGACCAGCCUGGCAAAAAGGAUACACAGGAAAAGGAGUUGUUGUGUCCAUACUCGAUGAUGGUAUACAAACAAAUCAUCCAGAUUUAGCUAUGAAUUACGACAAAGCAGCUAGUUGGGAUAUAAACGACGAUGAUGACGACCCAAGUCCAAGAGAUGACGGAGACAAUAAACAUGGUACUAGGUGUGCUGGAGAAGUCGCAGCCGUUGCAUUCAACCAAUUCUGUGGCGUCGGAAUCGCAUAUAAUGCAAAAAUUGGAGGUGUCCGGAUGUUAGAUGGGGUUGUUAACGACGUGGUUGAAGCAAAAGCAUUAAGCUUGAACACAAACUAUAUAGAUAUAUACAGUGCUUCCUGGGGACCAGAGGACGAUGGGGAAACAGUUGAUGGACCUGGACCAUUGGCCAAAAGAGCGUUUGUUAAUGGCGUUACAUCGGGAAGAAAAGGCAAAGGUUCAAUAUUUGUGUGGGCUUCGGGUAAUGGUGGCCAUCAUACUGAUUCUUGUAAUUGUGAUGGAUAUACAAAUAGUAUAUAUACUCUGUCCAUUUCAAGUGUCACUCAAAAUGGAAACAAACCAUGGUAUUUGGAAGAAUGUUCAUCAACAUUGGCUGCUACAUAUAGUUCUGGAACUCCAGGAAGUGAUCAUGGAGUGACAACAGUUGACAUGGAUACAAAAAUGAAACCAGAAACCAUAUGCACUUCCGAACACAGUGGAACUUCAGCUUCAGCUCCUAUUGCAGCUGGCCUUUGUGCUUUAGCCUUAGAAGCAAAUAGUAAUCUCACUUGGAGAGAUAUGCAGUAUUUAGUUGUCAUGACUUCGAAUACAAAACCUUUACAAAAUGAAUCUGGUUGGACAACGAAUGGAGUUAAUCGUAAAGUAAGUCAUAAAUUUGGUUACGGACUGAUGGAUGGGGGUGCUUUAGUUACAAUGGCUGAACAAUGGACAAAUGUCCCGUCACAGAAAAUUUGUAGAUCCAGAGAAGACAAUAAACAAAGGUGGAUUGAUCCCGCCCCGGGUAGUGAACUAACUAUGUUUAUGGAAGUGGAUGGAUGUCAAAAUAAUUCUGCAAAUACCGUUAACUACGUUGAGCACGUGCAAUGUCGAAUAUCACUCAAAUUUUUUCCUAGAGGUGAUUUGAGAAUCUUAUUGAUUUCACCAAUGGGCACAGAAUCGGUAUUAUUAUUUGAAAGGCCGUUGGAUAUAAUAAGCAGUACGUUUGACGAUUGGCCAUUUCUGAGCGUACAUUAUUGGGGUGAGAAAAUAGCUGGCCGUUGGGAAAUCAAAAUAACUAGACGAAUGGCUAAUUCAACUGCUAAAAGUCCAGGACUAUUGAAAAAGUGGCAGUUGAUAUUUUAUGGUACAUCUGAGCCACCGGUAAGAUUAAUUCCCAAAAAGAAAUUCUUCAAUCGGAUUCAGACAAAGACAAAAUUAAAACAAAACGAAAAAGAGGGGUUGAAAAAAACCAAGUUUCAAGGUAACUUGGUGAAUACUAAAAAUGAUUCAACAACUCCAGUUAACGCUAGUUUAAACAACAAUGAAUCAAUAAGCACAUUAACUCCAUUCAUUAAACAUCCGUGUAUAAAUAAUACAAAAUAUUGUCAACAAUGUUUAACUACUUACAACGAAUCACUAUGUAACCAAUUUAAUGAAACGGACAUUGUAUAUUGUAACUGCUCCAAUUCGAAUAAUGAAAAAAGAAGAGCCAACGAUGACAAUGUUGAUACCAUAUUUUACAGUUCUUUGAAAUCUGACCGAAACCAUGUGACUAAACCUAGAAUAGGGUUGGAGAUCGUUAUUUUCGUGAUGCUGUUACUGAUAUGGCAUAAUUUCUAUCAAAAAACAAGAUUGGCGAUCGAUUGUGGAAGAACACAUGGUAGUGGAACGACGGCGGCUGCUAAAACAAACGAGUACGUAAAACAUUCACUAGCACUACAACAUAUUGGUCAAAACGAAGAAAAAAUUGGAAUAAUGCAAUGUGCAUUCGAAGAACCAUCGACCAUGAAGUUUAAUAAAAGUUAUACGUCAAGUAAACAACAAAUGAAGAGUUAUGAAAUCCAUCAAGAAGGUAUUAAAAAAACAUUGAAAGAUAUUAUUACAGAAAUUGAAGAAAAAGGAGACUUAUAUUAUAUUCCCCCUUCCAAUAAAACGGAUGAUGAAUAUCGAUCUUUUAUUGAAACAAAAGAUCAAAGUUCAGUAUCAGAAGAAUUGACAUGGGACAAUAGACAAUUUAUAUGUCUAUGGAAUGACUUAAAAAUUGGAGAGCAAUCCUUUCCAUACAAUGAAGACUCCAAUAAUAAAAAAGAAGAGUCUAAUGGCAUAACAAUUAAUGCUGAUGAUGGAUUGAGCCAUAAACAAGUUGAUUUAGACAAAAUUUUUAAGCCAGCCACAGAUUCUGGGGAAGUUUCUCCAUUUAAGAACAGGAAAAUGUAUGCAAGUAGCAGUUUUUAUGGUCCAGAUCACCCAACAGUGGAACAGCAAUUCGAGUUGGCUCGUCGUAUAUCCAGCUCAUUAAGUGAUAUAAGUAAUCAACAAAGUAAAGGACAAUCUAUGUACGUCAAUCGCAAAAAAAGAUCUGUUAAAUGGGUUCAUGAAGGAGAAGGUAAAGGCCCUAUACCAUCAAWUUUUCCACUCGGGGCCAAUCAACAAAAUUAUGAAUCUACCGAACAAAACUCAGAAUCAAAACAAAAACUGAAGUUAGUUAUGGAUCCUAGAGGUCAAGUACAAGAUUUACAAACUUUACGUAAACUUGGAGAAAAUAUUGAACCUUGUCUUAGUCCAGAAGUAUGCUUCGAUUUAGUUAGAGACUUAAAUGCCACAAAAGGAAAAGGCGCUGCAUUAUUUGCAAAGAGACGUAAAAGAUCGGAAAAUUGGAUUGUUGACGAACAUAAUGUGAAAUCAAUUUCACCCAGUCUUUCUGAGCCAGGAAAUAUUAAACAUGCUAGUAAUAAUAUACCAAAUCAUCAACAAGGUACCAUGAGAGCGGAAAAUAUUCAAAAAAUGAAUGAAAUUCAACAAAGGUUCACUCAACCCCGUUUAAGAUUGAUAAAAUCACCAUGGGAGGCAGCUUUGGAAACCGGAUCUGUUGAGUCAGCCUUUCAAGAAAUGGCUCCAAAUUUUCCACCAAGAGGAUAUAUUGUUGCUCCAACUUCAGGUGCUUUAGAAGCAAUUAAAGAUGGAGGCAGAACAUCAAGAGCAACUGUUUGUUCAACUCCUACAAGAACCGCAACACCAAAAAGUUACCAAGAUAUAUACAUGCCUAAAAUACCUAGAGGUUGGAAUACGCAAUGUAACAGACAACAGCCACCUACUUAUGGCUCGGUUAAACUGGAUCAGAUUUUUCGUGGUACCCCAAAUUCUCCAGUUAGUUUAUUGAAUAAAGCUUCGAUCUACUCAACUGGUCUUAAUCCUAAAAUUUCUGAAAAUUUAUCUUCUACAACUUUUACCAUCAAUAAAGAUAAUUCACUAACUUUGACUCCAGUACCAAAAUCCCCAGCAACUUAUCAUGGUUACUAUGAAGAACCCAAAUUUCAUAAAGUUGAAUUUACGCCAAGAUCAACUCCAGGCUUAGAUCAAAUGAGUGAAACUCAUAAGUCAGAAAGUGUUACUGAAGAAAAAACAAACGAAAAAGAGCUUCUUCUGCAAUAUGAAAAAGAAAAACCAAAAGUCGAACUACAGAUAAAAGAAAACGAUAAGUCUAAAUGUAAUAAUUACAACGUUUUUGUCCCCAAAUCACAUAAAACGUUUGAAGAACAUAUGCCUAAUAUAAAUAAUUACACUGAACCGAAUCGUGCUGAAAGUAGAUGUUCGCUUAAGUCACCAAGUAGUUUCGUAGGGGCUAAAAAGGAAGAACCACCAAACACUGUUAUACAAGAAAGAUCUUUACCCGUUAAAACAUUGAUAGACACAUUUGAGCAUAAUAAUAGACCUGUAAUGCGAUAUUUACAGCUUGAAGAAAGAAUACCGUUAAGUGAAGAGAUAAAACAUUUACACGAUGAUCCAAAACCAGCAUCAAUUGAUGGUAAUUUAGGAAAUGGGAAUGAAUCGCCAAAUAUUGUUGAAGAAAAUGGAUUUUACAUAGCUAAUACAGCUGUCGAAACGAGAAGUUUCUCUUAUGGAACCAAUGAACAAYAUAACUGCGCUGAUAAAGUUUAUUCCGGACAUCAURUUAAGUCUGAAUAUUAUGUAGAUACAUUURAGGUCAAUGAUACAUCUAAAUAUGGCAGUAAAUUUGAUUUCAUAGAUCAAACUGGAAAAAACGAUAAGUCUGAAUAUGACAAUAGAUCUGAUUAUGCCGAUCAAUCUGAAAUAAAUGAUAAGUCUGAGUUUGGUGAUAGAUCUGAAUAUGCAGAUAAAUCAGGGAUCACUGAUAGGUCUGAAUAUGGUGAUAGAUCUGAGUAUACUGAUGACGUUUCAUUAUCAUUUGACGUAAGGGGUGAUAUGAAAUUUCAGACCAUUAGACAAUUAGCCACUCCAGAUAGUCUAGAAUCUAGUAUGUUAUUUGCUCAAAAACAGAGCUCACGGGAUGAACGUCAUCAAGAGUAUAAUAAUAAUUAUAAUACACCACAUAAAACAGCAGAUCCUGCAUCUGUGGAUCCGUCAAAUUGUAAUCAGUCAAAAAAUGUUCAAUUGCCAUCAUAUAAAGACUAUUUAUCAUUGAGCAACUAUAAUACUGCACCCAGAGGGUGGAAACAAGGCGAUACGAUAUUUUAUAGACCAGUGACAUUCAAUAACCAACCCAAUCGAGAAGAUACUCGCAGAAAAAGCUUUACCGACUUCUAAUUAUAAUUUAAAUGUAUCUAUGUUAAUUAAAUUGGACCGAUUAACGUGAAAUUAUAAUUAUAUUAUAUUAUAUAAGCGUGAUUUAAAUUACUUUACGUGGUUGCAGAUUUAAUGAAUUGACAGGUUUCAAACAUCGUUGAUAAAAUGUAAAAUGUUCGAUUUUUAUACAUUAUAUUAACUACCAUGGUUUUAAAAUGCUUUCAAGUUGUGUUAUAUAUUAUUA